CUGGUGGAAGCAGAGGGAAGCAAAUUAACCAAAAUUAGAGCAGAGAUACAUAGAAAGAUGGGUAGGUCUCCUUGUUGUGAUGAGAAUGGCCUAAAGAAAGGACCUUGGACUACUGAAGAAGAUCAAAAACUCGUUGAUUACAUCCAGAAAAAUGGCCAUGGAAGUUGGCGAGCUCUUCCUAAGCUUGCAGGUCUUAAUAGAUGUGGCAAGAGCUGUAGGUUGAGGUGGACGAAUUACUUGAGGCCUGACAUCAAGAGAGGGAAAUUUUCUCAAGAAGAAGAGCAAACAAUUCUAAAUCUCCAUUCCAUCCUUGGAAACAAAUGGUCAGCUAUUGCCAGUCACCUUCCCGGUCGGACCGAUAAUGAGAUCAAGAAUUUUUGGAACACCCAUUUGAAGAAGAAGCUAAUUCAAAUGGGUUUUGAUCCAAUGACACACCAACCAAGAACUGACCUAUUUGCAAGUUUGCCUCAUCUUAUGGCCCUCUUAAACCUAAAAGACCUAAUGGAUCAUCAUUCAUUGGAUGAACAUGCCAUCAGAUUACAAGCAGAAGCUAUCCAAUUAGCUAAGCUUCAAUAUUUACAAAAUCUUCUCCAGUCAACAACUUCAAUUAACUCUUUUAGCUCUAAUUACAAGAACCAAAAUGGCAUCACAGAUAUGGAGAUUCUAAAUCUGUUGAAUUCAAUUAAUCCUGCUGCUAAAGAAAAUUUAUCGCAGCAGCAAAUGAUUAAUUCAACCUCAUCAUAUCCCUUUGGAUCACUUGCUUCGUCUCAACCACUCCACUAUUCAAAUCUAUUACCUCAAUUGUCUGACCCACAAGUCCCUUUCAGCUAUCAACCAUCUUUGAAUAGUGAUGAGAUGGGCCUAACUGCAGCAACAAUGGUCAGCCAUGGAGAUCAAAAUAUUAAUAACAGUAACCCAUCUGAUUCUUCUUGGGUUCUUCCUUCUCCUACUCCUGUUCCUCCAAGUGCGGUAACAGAUGACUCGAUAAGCAAUAAUAAUAAUAAUAACAACAAUACAGGUGACGCUAGCAGUACCACUUCCAGUUAUGGGGGAGGAACUACUUCUUCUUCUCCUUAUUGGCCUGAAUUCUUCUUUGAAGAUUCUAUCAUCCAUGAGAUUUCCUAGUUAUUAAUACUUAUUAGAGGUUUGGAUUUGCUCUUCCUUGUGCUUAAUUAUGAAUGCUUUUUGUAUAAAUAUAUAUUUUGUAUAAAUAUAGAAUUUAUUUCUCUCAUAUUUAUAUAACACACGUACAUGUGCACAUUUAUGCUUAUAUAUACAUAAUGUAUCAUUAUGGAACUAGCUUGAAAUUUUGUUCCAUUCAAUACAAGGAGUGUUCUGUUAAA
Messenger RNA from Jatropha curcas, 1343 nucleotides. RefSeq names its product myb domain protein 93 (gene MYB93). The record is from RefSeq and is a predicted model, not a curated record. Lineage: Eukaryota; Viridiplantae; Streptophyta; Magnoliopsida; Malpighiales; Euphorbiaceae.